UAAUCACCGCGCGGGGGGCGUGGUCAAGGUGGGCGGGACCUCUGCGCGCUCGCCUAAAAGGGGAGGAGCUGACUGAGGUAGAGGUCGGGUUUCAGGUGUAGGAUUCCGGGACCCUGUAGAGCAGCAGCUGUUCAUGCUCCGGUACACUGUGAAAGUUUGUGAAUAAUUAACCAAGAAUAGCUUAUCUGUACAAACUCCUAAAGAAGAAAGAAAAUGGCUAUUGCUGAGUUUUCUUUUCAUGUGCCAAGUCUAGCGGAGCUUGCUGGAGUUAUGCAGAAAGGACUAAAAGAUAACUUUGCUGAUGUCCAGGUUUCUGUAGUUGAUUGCCCUGACUUGACUAAGGAACCAUUUAACUUUCCUGUAAAAGGCAUCUGUGGGAAAACUAGAAUUGCAGAAGUAGGAGGUGUGCCUUACUUAUUGCCUCUUGUAAACCAAAAAAAAGUUUAUGACCUGAAUAAAAUUGCAAAAGAAAUCAAGCUGCCUGGAGCUUUUAUUCUUGGAGCAGGAGCAGGUCCAUUUCAGACUCUUGGGUUCAAUGCUGAGUUUAUGCCAGUUAUUCAAACAGAAAGUGAACACAAACCUCCUGUGAAUGGAAGUUACUUUGCCCGUGUUAACCCUGCAGAUGGAGGGUGCCUACUACAGAAAUACAGUGAGAAACACCAUGAUUUUGGGUGUGCAUUACUGGCUAAUCUUUUUGCCAGUGAGGGCCAACCUGGCAAGGUCAUUGAGGUGAAAGCCAAAAGAAGAACUGGACCACUUAACUUUGUGACUUCUAUGAGACAGACUCUGGAAAAACAUUAUGGAGAUAAGCCUGUAGGGAUGGGAGGUACUUUCAUAGUUCAGAAAGGAAAAGUGAAGUCUCACAUUAUGCCUGCAGAAUUUUCUUCCUGCCCCUUGAACUCAGAUGAAGAUGUGAAUAAAUGGUUACAUUUUUAUGAGAUGAAGGCUCCUUUGGUUUGUCUACCAGUUUUUGUCUCCAAAGACCCAGGUUAUGAUUUGAGACUGGAGCACACGCAUUUUUUUAGUCAUCAUGGAGAAGGUGGACACUACCAUUAUGAUACUACCCCAGAUAUAGUGGAAUAUCUUGGAUACUUCUUACCUGCAGAGUUUCUUUAUCGUAUUGAUCAACCAAAAGAGACCCAUACAAUUGGACGAGAUUAAAUCAUCUGAUACUCAUUUAGAAAAAGAAGUAAGGUUAAUUGAUUAACUCACUAAUUGACUAUAUUAACUCACUUAUUAUAAAAUCUAACAGAAAUUAUCUUACUACUUAAACUCCACUUUUUAUUGGCUUUCAAAAUGAAGGGAAUAUAUUAACAUUCUUUGUUAUUUCAUAGAUCUGUCUGAAAGAGAUUAUUGGGAACAAAGAUACCUAAUUAAGAUGUUCUUUAAUUUUUCCUACAUUUAUUGAACCAACUUCAUUGUUUUUUGUAGUAGGAGCAAGAUCAAUCUUAUGUUUAUAUCUUUAAAUGUAAACAUGAUCAGGAAUCAUGUAAUUAUUCCUACUAUGUAGUAAUAAUAACUUACAUUUGUAUGACAUUAUUAAAUUUUUCAAAUUAGUCUCACAACUUAUAAGUAGAUAUUUCUGAGUAUUAGAAAAAUCAAGUGUUUAGAAAUGUUCAGUGAGCUCCAGCCUGGACAACAGAGUGAGAUUCCAUCUCUUAAAAAAGAAAGAAAAAAAUGUUGAUAGUUGUUGAAUCCUUGUAUUGGAUUUUAAAUAACCAUUCUAGAAAUCAGAGUAUACUAUUUUUCUAGAACAAAGUGGCAAAGGGGAGCCUUUCACCCUUUUGGCGAAGUUAAAACAGAUUCAGAAGUUUGCAGUUUGCCUUUCACAGACAUUAGCAAUUCGUGGUGUUAGCCAUGAUUCCUCCCCUUGUUUGGAUUGCCAAUUAGAAGCAGUUUGUACCUUGCUGGUUAUUUGCAAGAAAAGGGAAAAGAAACAGCAUCAAAAUACAACAUUGAAGUGAGCAUACUGCUAAAAAUGACCACUGUCCUCUGUGAAAUAUAAAAUUACACUCUUACUGAUUGUAAUGGCUGAAAUUUUCCUCAAUGUUCCUCUAUAAUCAUUAACCAGAAAUCAACUCUCUAGUCUUACUAAUGGCAACCUUGCUAAUGUACAAGAUGCAGGAGCUCUUUGGUACAAUAUUUUUGAUGGUUUAUUUUGGAUGUUAGCUAUGUCUUAUGAGCAUAAAUUCCUAAAUAUUUUUGAAUAAGCACUAUUUUGAAGCAAAAAAUAAUAAAAAUGUUCAUGAUA
This is a messenger RNA of Microcebus murinus (gray mouse lemur), 2251 nucleotides long. It is a transcript of the gene BKGD, whose product is annotated as beta-keto-L-gulonate decarboxylase. Gene Ontology annotation, molecular function: hydrolase activity, acting on ester bonds; zinc ion binding. Gene Ontology annotation, cellular component: nucleus. The record is from RefSeq and is a predicted model, not a curated record. Lineage: Eukaryota; Metazoa; Chordata; Mammalia; Primates; Cheirogaleidae.